Pistacia vera is the source of this 1824-nucleotide messenger RNA. Its product is annotated as TMV resistance protein N-like. The transcript is spliced from 4 exons. Gene Ontology annotation, molecular function: ADP binding. Lineage: Eukaryota; Viridiplantae; Streptophyta; Magnoliopsida; Sapindales; Anacardiaceae. The record is from RefSeq and is a predicted model, not a curated record. Gene Ontology annotation, biological process: defense response. The coding region runs from base 1 to 1824 and encodes 607 amino acids.
AUGAAGAAGAGAAUCAGGAGAAGGUGCAAAGUUGGAGAUCAGCUCUCAAACGAGUUGCCAGUAUCUCUGGAUACCAUUUGCAGGAGAGGAACUGAUUAUUCUCCUUAUGGAUUGCAUGAAACAGAAUUUAUCCAAGAUAUUGUUGAAGACCUAUCGAGAAAACUGGAUCAAGAAUUUCCAUCAUAUAUUACACGAGAUCUUGUUGGUAUGGAGUCUCGAGUGGAGAAAAUGAUUGCAUACAUAAAACCAGGAUUGAACGAUGUUCGCUUCGUUGGCAUCUGUGGAAUGGGAGGGAUAGGUAAAACUACAAUAGCUGAAGUUGUAAAUGAUAUGCUUUCAAAAGACUAUGAUUGUAGAUGCAUUCUUCGCAAUAUUAGAGAAGUCUAUGUUAAAAAAGGUCUGGAAGCUUUGCAGCAAAAACUUCUACAUUCACUCAUGCAUGAAAGAAAUUUAUAUCUGGAUGAUGUUUCUCAUGGAAUCAACUUGAUUAGAAGACGUCUCUACUGGAAAAAGGUUUUUCUCGUUCUUGAUGACGUGGAUCAAUUGAAACAAUUGAAGAGUUUAGCUUGGGAGAGAGAAUGGUUUGGUUCUGGGAGUCGAAUCAUCAUUACAACCAGAAAUAAACAUUUGCUAUCCCAUCUAACUGAAAACAUAUAUGAUUUUAAUGGACUGACUUUCCAUCAAUCUCUUCGACUGUUUCAUUUGAGUGCCUUUAAAACCUCACAACCCACAGAUGAUCUUCUUGAGCUCUCGCAACAGGUGGUAAAUUACAUGAACGGACUUCCAUUAGCUAUUGCAGUUUUGGGAUCCCAUUCGUGUGGUAGAAGUGGUGUUGAGGUAUGGAAGAGUACCUUGGAUAGACUAGAACACUUUCCAAAUAGAGAAAUUUUGGAAUCACUCAGAAUAAAUUAUGAUGGACUAGAGGAUGUGAACAAGAAAAUAUUCUUAGAUAUAGCAUGUUUCUUCAAAGGAGAGGAAAAAGAUCGAGUUAUUGAGAUACUAAAUAGUUGCAAUUUUUAUGCAAAUAUUGGAAUGGAAGAACUGAUUGACAAAUCUUUGAUAACUAUUACUUCAAAAAACCGAUUACGGAUGCAUCAGUUAUUGCAGGAAAUGGGCUGGGAGAUUGUUCGUGAACAACACCGUAAUGAGCCUGGCAAAUGGAGUAGGUUAUGGGUAUAUCAGGGUAUCUACAAAGUUUUGACAAAAAUAAAGGGAGCAGAAGCAAUUGAAGGUAUAAUGGUUGAAGUAACUCACUCGAUAGAUAUGCGUGAACAAGGAAUCAUGAGCCUGCAUGAUAAAUCUUUUUUAGCCAUAACCAAUUUAAGGUUACUCAGCAUCAGUAAUGUUCUCCUUUCCGAGAACCUCGGAUAUCUCUUAAGUGAGUUACGAUUUUUCGAAUGGAAUGGAUACCCUUUAAAGUCCUUGCCCUUAUGUUUCCAACCGCAGAAUCUCUUUGUGCUAAUUAUGCGCAACAGCUGCAUUGAAUAUCUUUGGGAGGGCAUGAAGUCCUUUUUGAAGUUGAAAACCAUUAAUCUCAGUCACUCCUGCAACCUGAUAACAAUCCCAGACUUUACUGGGGUUCCAAAUAUUGAGACGCUAGAUCUUGAAGGCUGUACGAAGUUGCGUGAGGUUCACCCAUCUGCUGCAGUUCUCACAAAGCUAACUGUAUUUGUCUUGAGGGAUUGUAGAAAUCUUUCGAGUUUUCCAAGCGAUAUCAAUGGUUGGAAGUCUCUCAAGAUUCUUAAUCUCUGUGGCUGCUUAAAAUUAGACAAGCUGCCUCAAAACAUAGGGGUAGAAAUGUUUGGAAGAACUAGAUAUGAAUAG